Molecule: messenger RNA, 1143 nt
Organism: Capra hircus (goat)
Lineage: Eukaryota; Metazoa; Chordata; Mammalia; Artiodactyla; Bovidae
Product: pregnancy-associated glycoprotein 1-like
Exons: 9
Coding region: 1-1143 (380 amino acids)
Biological process (GO): proteolysis
Molecular function (GO): aspartic-type endopeptidase activity
Source: RefSeq, a predicted model, not a curated record
AUGAAGUGGCUUGUGCUCCUUGCACUGGUGGCCUUCUCAGAGUGCAUAGUCAAAAUACCUCUAAGGAGAGUGAAGACCAUGAGCAAUACCGCCAGUGGAAAAAACAUGCUGAACAAUUUCCUGAAGGAGCAUCCUUACAGAUUGUCCCAGAUUUCUUUUCGUGGCUCAAAUCUCACUACUCACCCACUGAGGAACAUCUGGGAUUUGCUCUACCUGGGUAAAAUCACCAUUGGAACACCCCCUCAGGAAUUCCAGGUUCUCUUUGACACAGGCUCAUCUGACUUGUGGGUCCCCUCUCUCUUGUGCAACAGCUCAACCUGUUCUAAACACGUUAUGUUCAGACAUCGUCUGUCUUCCACCUACCGGCUUACCAAUAAGACCUUCACGAUCUUCUAUGGAGUUGGGAUAAUUGAAGGAGUUGUUGUUCAUGACACAGUUCGGAUUGGGGACCUUGUAAGUACGGACCAGACGUUUGGUCUAAGCAUUGCAGAAUCUGGGUUUGAGAACAUAACUUUUGAUGGUAUCUUGGGCUUGAGCUACCCCAAGACAUCCUGCUUUGGAGCCAUCCCCAUAUUUGACAAGCUGAAGAAUCAAGGUGCCAUUUCUGAGCCAGUUUUUGCCUUCUACUUGAGCAAAGACAAGCAGGAGGGUAGUGUGGUGAUGUUUGGUGGAGUGGACCACCGCUACUACAAGGGAGAGCUCAACUGGGUACCAGUGAUCCAAGCAGGUGCCUGGAGUGUACACAUGAACCGCAUCUCCAUGAAAAGAUACGUUAUUGCUUGUUCUCUCGGCUGCCAGGCCUUUGUGGACACUGGGACAUCACAUAUCAUAGGCCCAAGAAGACUGGUCAAUAAGAUAAGGAAGCUCAUCGGCACCACACAUUGGCUUUCCAAGCACUAUGUUUCAUGUUCUGUGGUCAGUACCCUGCCCUCUAUUAUCUUCACCAUCAACGGCAUCGACUACCCAGUGCCAGCUCAAGCCUACAUUCUCAAGGAUAAUAGAGGCUACUGUUAUCUCGCCUUUGAUGAGCACGAUUUUAGUUUAUCUAGAGAGACCUGGUUCCUGGGUGACGUCUUUCUGCGGGUGUAUUUCUCGGUUUUUGAUCGAGGAAAUGACAGGAUUGGCCUGGCACGGGCAGUGUAA